Molecule: messenger RNA, 1578 nt
Organism: Marchantia polymorpha subsp. ruderalis
Lineage: Eukaryota; Viridiplantae; Streptophyta; Marchantiopsida; Marchantiales; Marchantiaceae
Source: the annotation of a GenBank genome assembly
AUGCUGGCCAAUGGACUAGCACGAGGAAAUUGGCCUGGAGCUACCAAGGCGAUGGCCCGUACGCCGAGAACUCAAGAGGCUAAGGCUGUAUCUAGCAGUUAUGAUUGCGUGAGAUUCGUGCCGAGCCCGACCCAGAGCGGAUCGAGGUCGUAUUGUCUGGAUGAGAGAGGGUGGUGGUAUCCAGAAGAUGCUGGAGCUGGAAAGGAGUGUGACACUGGAGCCGAGCUCAGGUUGGCCAUCCCGGACUCGGGACCUGGUGGCAACACAGACCCAGAGGCUGCUAGCCACGAACGCAGAUGCGAGAGGAUUCUCACAACCUCGCCAGCGAUCAAUCAGAAAUCCUCCUCCGAGCCGGGACCAGUACCCGACAGCUCGGACUCAAGGAGACAGACAGAAAGGACUCACUCGAGAGCAGCCAACGAGGUAGUGAGAGGGAGGAUUGAGAGGAGAGUUCAACAACAAAACGCACAGUAUAUCCCCACAGUAUCGGAUCACUACUCCCUCACUACUCAACAAACUUUUCGGUUGCCAUCUCGAUCUGCGGGGUCACAAAUUUCUAACAACUCCCCGUCACCACAGGUUGACCGAAUUACAUCCGAUGUAUUUUCAGUUGUUGUAAUUAAAAUCGAAAAAAAAUAUUUCAGACCUGCAGCACCUGGCACGCGGCGGCCCUCCCUCGGCAGCUCUCAGGCCCCGGAUAUGCACCGAGUCCAGUGUCAAAUUGUGCAUUACAGAAGGCCCCCAAGGCCCAGGAUCAAACACAGUAGCACAGAGUCCAGCCCCGUGGCCUUAUCCGCCACGAGAAAGACGCUUUCUACAUUCGGUCGUGGCAGAUUUUCGCCGUCGUCAAGGAAAUUGUUCGAGGGCGAGGCCGCGAUCCCAUGUGACCGCACCGGACGAUUACGAAGGCAUCACGAUCCCGUCACGAGCCAGCAGCAGCAGCAGCAGCAGCAGCACAGGCAACAGCGACAUGAAGGAAAGACCAGACAGACCAUGCACGUCGGCAUGGGACACGGCCAGGAGAAUAUCCGGAUAUGUCCGAAGCAUAUGCCGAUGCGACCGAGGAUCCGCAAAGCAUAUGCCGACUCCGGCCCGCCGGUGGGCCAGCGAGAUCCGGCUCUUUCAACUGCGGCAGCUCGAAAAGCCGACGGUCGAAAGCGUCGCGCACCCACCUUCUGUCAUGACAGGCGGCAGCCCGGAUUCGGGUCCGCUGGUCCUCCCAGUUGCGUGAUGGAACAAACAACAAACCCGCUGGAUAACAGUGACCCUCAAGUUGCGUCCUUGAGUGUGUUCGAUUCACGAAUCCGUGCGACAGAUUCCGGGAAUCGUCCGGUAUAUGCCGCCGAGAUCCGCGCCGUCCCCGGUCCUCGUCGCUGUCGGUUCUUAGGAGCCAUGAUUAGAAAACAGAAGAGCUGCCCUCAUCGCGCGUCGCGGAUCAGUCAAAGCCGCAUAACGGUAGUACGGCGCCCCGGGAUCACCCCGCCCCCCCUGGCAGGCAGCCCUCGGGGCCUGGUCUCCUCCUGUGCCCAGGACGCUUUUCGCCUCUCGGCUGCAGUGAAUUCAUUUCCAGUCAGCUGA